Cryptomeria japonica (Japanese cedar) is the source of this 2700-nucleotide messenger RNA. RefSeq lists its product as uncharacterized. The record is from RefSeq and is a predicted model, not a curated record. Lineage: Eukaryota; Viridiplantae; Streptophyta; Pinopsida; Cupressales; Cupressaceae. The transcript has 2 exons. Bases 1476 to 2045 code for a protein of 189 amino acids.
UGAAAGAUUUGGUGCAUUGAUUUGAGUGUAGUUGGAAUGCUGCUUAUUUGAUUCCAUAAGAGUGCAUAUGAAACCAUGCAGCCUGCGUAAGUGGCCAGACUUAGCAUUUUUAGUCAGUUAAAUCAUAAAUGUGAGAAUCAUACCAUAAUUAUAGUCUUUAUUUACUUGUUUCAUUGUAGGUGAAAGUAAUCCUUCUUUAUUUGUAGCAGAUGGUUCCUUAGUGUCUAAUUCCUCAAGCAAUGACAUACACAGGUCAUUACUCCAAUGGCAUCAGAAACUUUGGGAGCUUUAUCUGAUACCUUCAAAUAUACUUGCAUAAGCUAUACCUAAACUUGGCAUUUUCUUGUAUAUUUCUGCUAUCUGGAUGUGCAUAUUUUUUCCCUGCACCAUAAUUAUUGCUGAAUCUCCAUGAAGAUCUUGCAGGAAUUUGUACAUUUCACUCAAUGUCUUCUUCUUCACUGACUUUGUGAAUUCAAGCUUUUUGUUGUAAAUGUGAGACUCUGUUUCUUUCUCAAAUCAGCGGGUGCACUGUUUAUGUGUAUGAUUAUAUGACAUUUUAAGAUAUCUGGUUUGGUAGGAGCUAUAGGCUUAAACCCUCAUAUUCUAAUAUUAUUUUCAAACCUUUAUAAUGUACUUUCAAGGAGAAACCCAAUUCACUUGGUUAUGUUGAUUGUAACUAGGGGUAUAGGGGUUCGGAUUGCCUUAAGGCAACAUAAUCCGAACCCCUUUUAGGACCGGGUCCUACCCUAAAAUAACGUGACCCCAUCCUUAUUCUCCAUGCCACGCUAAAUACACUCCAAAAUAAACAUUAGCGCCAAAAUAAUAAGGAGGCCGACUUAAAAGGAAUAAAGAUGCAUAUAAGUAAAUGACAAUUUGCAAGUCAUUUCAAUCAAGUUUAAUCAUAUCAAAAGGUCAUUUAGCUCUGCUGUGCGAACUUAAGGAAGAGUGCGAACUUAUUCAGCUUGGUGCGAAAUUGUCCAAAGGGACAUGGUAGAUUUUGAUGCAAGUCAUUGAAGCAUACAAGGACAGAUCUGAUAUAUGAAGAUCAGAUUCGAGCUAAGUAUUGUACUUAUAUCUUAGAGGAGAAUAUAUAAUCUGACCUGUGGGUCUUUCAUGCUGGGUUUUUCCUCCUUGGAGGUUUUCCCAGGGUAUGCUUGUUUGUUUUCUGUGCUAUUUUUGAUUUAUGUUGGCUUACAAAAUACUGCAAAUCUGAUUACAAUCUAGGGCACAAUUUAAUCUAUGUUGGUUUCCUAAAAUACUGCAAAUCUGAUUACAAUCUAGAGCACAAUUUAAUCUAUGUUGGUUUACUAAAAUACUGCAAAUCUGAAUACAACCUACGGCAUAAUCAAUUAGAUAAAUCUGGUUAACAUACCUAGGGUUUAAAAUAACAUGGUAUCAGAGCUCUAGGUGUCACUAACUUCUGAUUUUAGCAGAUCGAUUGUUGCAUAUAGCUGUUGUUUGUGUUCAGAUUAAAGAUGUUAGGUUUGAAGGCUGAAGAUAGGCUUGAGGGAGCCAUUGAUUUUGCUGCUUGGAAAGUUCAUAUUCUGUUGAUCCUUGAAGAAAAUGACCUAUUGAAAUUUGUAGAAGAAGAAAGGCUGUCUCCUCCAGAAGAUGCUGAAGAGCUGAAACUGUUCAAGAAAGAUUCCCUCAAGGCUAGAAGGAUCAUAAUUGAGUCCGUCAAGAACCAUCUUGUCAUUGUCAUAUCGAAGUUUACAUCUGCCAAAGAAAUGAUCAAACACUUGGAAGGGAUCUAUGAAGUCAACAAUCUCAGCAGGGCUCUUGCCCUAAGACAGCAACUUCUUCACAUGAAAAUGAAAGAAGAAGACUCAAUCAUAGCCUACUUCAUGAAGAUCAAUGAACUAAAGGACAAGCUAAGCACUCUUGGUUGCCAAAUCUCAGAUAAAGACCUUGUUAUGAUUGCUUUAAAUGGUCUACCAGAUGAAUGGGAACCAUUCAUUCGUAGCAUUGGUGGAAGAGCCGAUCGUCCCAACUUUGAGCGUCUUCAAUCUGACUGCAUCGAAGAGGAAUCUCGAAUUGAGAUGUGAUAGGUAUGGUCACUAUGCCAGAGAUUGUCAAAAUGACCCAAAGGAAAGGGAAGCUAACUUAAAUGAAGUUGCUGAACAAAGUGAAGACUACCUUCUUAUCUCUGCUCUUUCCAGCAAUGUUCCUACGGACAGCAAUACGUGGAUACUUGACAGUGGUGCCUCCAGACACAUCUCAGGAUUUCGUGAGCAUCUCUCAGAUCUGAUUGAAAAAGACACCAAUCUUCAUGUAGUAAUCGGUGAUGAUGCUCGAUACUCGGUAAAAGGUUCUGGCACUACCUCUUUAAAACUAGAUUCUGGUAUUUCCUUACAACUCUGUGAUAUUCUAUUUGUACCUGGUAUUAAAAGAAAUCUUAUUUCCAUUUCUGCUUUAGAAGAUAAGGGUUUGCAAAUAGCAUUUUCUUAAGGGAAAGUACUCGCUUGGUCUAAGAAAUCUAACUUCAAAUCUGCUUGUAUUAUUGGAAAUAGAUGUGAUAGUUUAUAUAAGCUUGCAGCUAAUCCAAUUCAAGCUCUCAUUCAUGAGACCCCUGAAUCAUGCGAGCUAUGGCAUAGAAGAUUGGGUCAUCUUCACUUUCAAGCUCUUCCCACUCUCGGUAAAAUGGUCAAAGGUAUGCCUAAUCUCAGUUUAUCUCAUGAUGAUGCUUGUAAAGGUUGUGCA